CAUUCACUGUGCUGACAGUUGUAAUUGUACUUGCAUUUCUACUUGUUGUAUUCUGCAUAUGGUUAAGAAAACGAAAAAUCAGAUAUCCAUGCAGAAAGACAGAAUUACAAACACACGAAUCCUAUGAAGAUAACCUCACAGAUCAUUUAUUUGAACUGAACGAUACCGAGCCGCCCAGUGCACCAAACCCAGAAUAUCCAGAUCCAGAUGAUGAGGCAGGGGCAAGAUUGAUAGAUGAGAAAAAAGAGAAAGAAGUUAAUACUAAAGAUAUACAAACACAACGGAAGUACCAAGACCUAGAACAACCAGGUGCAUUUCCUUCAGGAAGUACACACAGCGAGGAUACACAUGACAAUGGCGAGGACUUUAUUAUAGCAGCAAUUAAUUUGGGGACAAGUCACACAAAGUACGGUUUCUGUGAUAGAAGAUCAAUGAAUCCAGAAGUAUUUGUACAACCAUCUGUUAUUCUGUUAAACUCAGAUAAAGACUUUAUGUCGUUUGGUGAUGAAGCAAACGAUAAGUAUCUUAAUUCGGAAAGUCAUGACAUCAUCGAUGGCCAUCAUUACUUCAGGAAUUUUUCUAUACUGGAGACAAUUCCCAAUUUGAGGAAUUGUAAAGAUAAAAGAUUUGCCGACCAAAAAGGAAGAAAUGUGAAACUAUCAAAAGUAUUCAUCGAGACUUUUACCUAUCUAAAGAAGGAAAUUUCCGAGAAAGCUGAAAAAAAGUUUCCAAAUAUGUCAAUCACACAUUGGAUAUUAUGUGUGCCUCCUACAUGGAAAAAAGAUGCUGUGGAAUUCUUGAAAUCUGCAGCUGAACAGGCCGGAAUAACAACUAAUUUACAGGUUGUCAAUGAACAUAAAGCAGUAUUAAGGUGGUGGUUUUCCGAGAAAGGAGGACAAGAGAAUAAGGACGGGACUUUUCUAUUUGUUGAUUUAGGAGGCGGAAUCACAAAAGUAUAUGGUGUAACUUCUGGGGGAGAGUGGAUAGCUUCUAAUGAUACACCAGGUAUCGGAGGACUCUCUGUUUUGAAGGAAUUUCAAAGAUAUAUGGAAAAGGUGUUUACACCAGAAGUAUACGAAGAUUUUAGAGCGAAUUAUCGAAAGGAUUCUUUCAAUUUAAACCUGGAUAUUAUCCGUACUAUCUUUAGCCAUGAAAGGGAUACUACAAUAUUACAAAGAUCGUCACAUUUUGAAAAACUAAAGAAAGUAUUCAGACAUAUCAACGUUGAUAAAGAGGCGCCAAACCUAGACUUUCAAGACAUAGACGACAUCCUUUUGAAACCAUUAAAACAAAACAUAGAAGAAGGCAUUAACAAAGCUGUGAUAGAAUUGCCAUCAAAUGGAACUGUAUUUGUGUUUGGAGGUGCAUCUAAAUCUGACAUAUUAUAUGAAUAUGUGAAAUCUCUGCUGAAAGAUACGAGCAGUUUUCAUGUAGAGAGAUUCGAACACCCAGAUAUGGCCAUCAUAGGAGGAUCUAUAAUUGAAGGAAUCAAUUUAAAGAAAUAAAAGAAGGAAACAGCAAUGGAUAUAAAACAUAUGUGAUGACAGCAAUGUCAAAGUAUUCCAUUGUAAAUACUUGUCCAGUGGUGCAUUGCAUGGUCAAUGACAGCAGAAACCUUCAACAUAUUUCGCAAUAUUUCGUUAAAUUAGUUUUAUUUACUGUACAGAUAUUUUAUUUGCAAAAGUUAAUUCCAAUAAUCUCAUCUGAUCAUUGGCAAAUGUAGCUGCAGAACUGUAGCUCUCUGGAAAAUAAUAUCUCUGUUCCGUCCCAAUAUUUUGUUCAGUGAGCUACAGUUCUGCAGAUAUGGCAAGUGUGGAAAAGGCCCGUACCUCAACACCACUUGUUGAUAGAAAUGUACGAAUACCGCAUGCGUUUUCUUUCUGGGUGAUUUGCUUGCCAAACAUCCUUGUUGGAGUAUACCCAUAAUAAACAUCUCUUUUUUUUU
Molecule: messenger RNA, 1945 nt
Organism: Ostrea edulis (European flat oyster)
Lineage: Eukaryota; Metazoa; Mollusca; Bivalvia; Ostreida; Ostreidae
Exons: 10
Coding region: 432-1505 (357 amino acids)
Source: RefSeq, a predicted model, not a curated record